AUGGAUGAUGAGUCGAAUGAUCCCAACUCUCCAGAAACUUAUCAAGCCAUGUGUCGCGGAGAUAUUGGUGUGCCUGUUCAAAUUUCCAGCAGAUUGACAUGUCGUUAUCUCACUGAAAAUCAUCCGUUUUUAAAAAUUGCUCCUUUCAAAAUCGAAACAGUCUAUAUAAACCCUGACGUUAUCAUAUUCCAUGAUGUUUUGAGUGAUGGCGAAAUAAAUAGCAUGAAAGAACUGGCCAAGCCCCGACUCCGUCGAGCUAGAGUCCAAGACCCAAUAACAGGUGAAAAAGUUCCUUCAGAAGAGCGCAUCAGCAAGUCAGCUAUCACCAUUGAGAAGUAUUUCAAUAUAUUUGCCACCAUUUCUCGCCGAGCGAUGCAUAUGACUGGUUUGAGUAUGGAGAAAACUGGCGAAAUCCAAAUGGCAAACUACGGAAUUGGUGGAUAUUAUUCAGCUCAUCAUGACUUUGUAAAUAAUAACACAUACGAGUACAUAAAAGGCGGUAGAAUAAUAGCUACUUUAUUGUUUUACGUAAGUACAAAAGUAUUCAGAUUGUCAAGUGUAAGUCGUGGUGGCGCUACUGUUUUUCCAUACCUUGGUGUAAGCGUGCCUCCUAUAAAAGGAGCGGCGCUAUUCUGGUACAACUUGCACUCUUCUGGAGAGCCCAACCAUGCGAUGCUACAUGCUGGUGGUCAAGAACUCAUUAAGCCCUUCAACCUGGAAUAUCAACCAGAGGGCAUUAAUGACAAGAUCCCUAGCCCAAUGUUAAAAGAAACAAGGGAAAGAAGAUUAUUUGAAGAAUACAAGCCAGUUCCUUUAAGACAAGAAAAAAGAUUGCCUCAAAACCAAGAAGAUAUCGAAGUUCACGAUGAGUAA
Arctia plantaginis is the source of this 873-nucleotide messenger RNA. Lineage: Eukaryota; Metazoa; Arthropoda; Insecta; Lepidoptera; Erebidae. The record is from the annotation of a GenBank genome assembly.